CUAGAGGAACUGCAGACACAGCAUGGUGACCAUAAUCUUGUUACCCCAUUCUACAACGAGCAGCUCUUGAAGUAGUUCUAGUUCGUGCAUGUGCACAUCGAUAGUUGCUCAAUGCCAUUCCCUUUCCCCCAAUUAAGUUCUUCUUCUUUGAGUACCUACCCUUUCUGCACCUAAACUCUAGCCCAACCCGUGUAAAAAAGAAGUAAUUAGAACGCACCUGGGCCUACUCCUAAACCCUUCUAGAUUUUUUUGACACUACUCUAAAAACUCAAGAAGAUGAUGGAUCUUGGUAACUUGCUUGCUGCUGCGCAGCGUAAGCCUAUGGGCAUGGAUGACCUGAGGCGCGCCGGUGACGAUUUCGGUAAGCUGAAGGGAGUGGGGAACGAAUGUUUCAAAGAACGCAACUAUGAGUUGGCCAUAAAAGCUUACACGAGAGCAGCAAAGGCAGCGGCAAACGACGUUGAUAGGGGGACGAUUGCGAGCAAUACAGCGAUGGCGAUGUUGCAGAUAGGACAGUUUGAGGAGGCUUUGAAGCAGGUACUUUUUUACCUGGGACGUUGUCGUGCUGCACUUCAUCUCUACCCCUACACCUCGUUUUUCUGAUAGUACAUGAUGGCCGCCUCCAGAUCAGGCACUUUACUGUUAGAAGAUCUUGACAUCUUCCAGCACUGUUCUCUUUGCUUCAAGGCUUAUUUCUAUUCAUCACGAGGACCUCUUAGUUUUAUCGAAACAACUAAGAGGCCCUAUCUUCUUCAGUCACUGUUUAUCUGCACCUUUCAUCAAACAAAAACUCAAGUUUCCCGGAGGUACCCUCCUUUGACCAUUGUUCUCAACAGAGCAGCUCUCACUUGAUCCAACUAAGUACACUUGUUCUACUUCUCGACGUCGACACCAGGCUGAAGUUGCGAUAAAGCACCGACCUGACUGGGAGAAAGCGUAUUUGAGGAAGGUAGUGGCCCUAAUUGGUCUGGAAAAAGCGGAUGACGCAGAGGCUGUGCUAAACGAUACGACAGUGUUUCCGAAGGAUACGGAGGAGGUAGUUUACUUGUGAUUAUUCAGAAAUACUGUCAGACCACGUCUCUACGGUCACCAUGAACGGUGAUAACAGGGACAACAGCAUGCAUCCUUGAUCGGGAAUAUCAUGGUUGCAUUGUCCUCUUAGACUUUGUCAUUUUCCCUGCAAAUCCAUGAUUUAUAGUUCCUGACAUCCUCAACACCAAAACAGACUACCGCACUAAGGGAGCAAGUCGUAGUUGCAAGAUUACCAUGGAUCGAGGCGCAACCGAAUGUGUGGGUGAAGUAUAUCACUGGGAAACGACCUGACGACAGCUUGCUCGAAGACUUGGAUAUUGUUUGGGUACAUCAAUGUGAAUACAACUGGAACAAGUAGUAAGUGAGUACAUCAUUCACAACAACGAACGACUAGAAUACACGACAUCCAAAGAAAUCCCACACCCACAGCACUCCAAAUGUCAACAACUCAGACCCACUACCGAGUCCUCGACCGCAAGUCUCGGGAAGUUCUCCACUCCACCCGAUGGUCCUUCCCAGUUCCCGGUCUGGCUUCUCCCGGAGAAAGCGCCGAAGCACAGCCAGAGAGCAUCACACUAGCGGAAUACAACUGCGAGGAUGUAGUGGAUAUGAUUCUGCGGAGAUUAGAAGACGGCGGCGAAGCCUUCGUGAAAAUAACUGGGCCAUGCAGCUUCUACCCAGACGUAGCCGGCGACGCGAGUUCCUCCUCGACAGCUGGUGGGGAUGGAAGUGCGAACGACAAGACGUUGGGGCCGAACGAGACGGCUGGCGGGAGUAGCAGCAGUGGUGCUGGGGGAGGUAGCAGAAAUUUCUUUUUCGCAUGUGGUAGUGCUAGUACAAGCACAUCAACCUACUUGUUCAUAACUAGUCUGGAGGACAUCAUCUUGAUCUUCUCUAUUUCUUCAAGUAGUUCAACCUUGAACCUUCACCUUCCAAUCACACCAUCUCACAUCUUAUCGUCCACCAGCCGCCGCAUCCCGACCGCAACUGGAGUUUCAAGUCACCCUAUACAAGCACGAGAAGUCGCCAAAGGAGCCAACUGGUGGCCUCAAGGAUGUCGCUUUUGAUGUGCGGCGUGGAGACAGGUUCUUGAAAGGUGCAUUAGAUGGUAAAGAAAAACUGGACACUUUCGAUCGAUCAAAAGCAAACGCGGAUCAGAGCAAGGACCAAGCACUAGAGGUAGCGUGGGGAGCCAAGAAAGGAGGAUUUUUGGCUGUGAGAAGGUAGUGACUAAAAAUUUUGAUGGGAGUUGGACGAGGAGGCAAUUUUUUCAUUAAGAUAAAGAAUGUUGAUGAUAAAGAUGAUCUUCACCCUUCUCAUCAUGAUGAUCUUCACCAUUCACAUUCUCAUGAACAAUCACUCUGACUCGUCCGAUCAUCAUUUUUAUUAACUACUAUAGCUCAAAGAAAAAAAGUAUUCUACUUGUUGACACGGUAAUAUUCUUUGUCACUGUGUUCUUUGUUUUGAGUUGCAGUUUUCAACGUUACCUCCUCAAGCAGUGCGUACUGUUUUUAACUUACUAAGUAGAAGAACGAUAAAUGUCCAGGUUCCGACGAGCCCUGGACUUCUUAGACCGUCUGAAAAAAGGAGACGAGGAAUUAGCCAAUUCCACGGAGUUCCGAAAGCUCUCCGACAGUGCCAAAUUGGGUCUAUCCCGGUCUCUAGUCGUCGCACAGCACGUUUUCGGCGUAGAAAAAGCAGAUCAAGGCGACUUCGGCAGAGACUUGGUUCACUUCCUAGAGAAGAAGGGACACAAGUCAGCAGCAGAAGCAGGAGUCUCAGAGAGAGAUUUAGAGGAAGCUUUGGAAUUAGCAGACUCAGCGAUACAAGCAGCGAUGACUGCGAAUGGCGAAGAGAAGGGGGAGCAGAGCAAGGCACCCGUGGAGUUGCAUGUGGCGAAAGCGGAGGCUUUGAGUACUUUAUCUUCAAACAUACACAUAUUUUUAGGCUGUAUGAGUAUGUUGAAUGAUGUUGAUAUUUCUAUUGCAGUCGUGCUAGUGACAAUUACCUUACCGUUAUAACAAAAAACAGAAAUUAUAAGUCUAGAUAUGAGCUUCCUUUUGAGUACUUAUCGUGAUCGUCCUGUCAUCAUCAAAACUCCCUUUCCCUCACCCAGAUGCCCUCGGUCGUCUGGACGAAGCUCUUGCCGCAAUUGAGGUUGGAUUCAAAUCCGACCCAAAGUCGGAAUUGCUCCGUUCCGAACGUGCUAGGAUUAACCUCAAAGUCAAGAAAAACGAGUUCGAAGACAAAGGCGUCAUCGUAGAAAACAUGAAGGCCGAGCUCGACAAACACGUUGUCGAUUGCCAAGACGAUGCAACGAGGGACUUUGUGCUUAUCCGCAAGACCAUGCUCACCCUAGGCGAGAUGUGCGACAACAACGAAAUAGCAUGGGAUGCAUUGAUGAAAAUCAAGAUCGGCAAAAUUAUGGCUUACAACAUUACAUAUACAUCCUCCACUAACAUUCUUGACCUUUUGCUUUUCUCAAGUAAGUAGAUGAAAAUAAUACAGGUCAAGGACGAUGUUCUAGGUCUGAAGAAUGUAAUGCUAAUGGUGCAACCUCUAACCAAGCCAUAGGCUUAGUUCAAAAAGCCGCUUGGGCUGGCGCAGUUGGCGAUAUCGAGAAGAAGCAACUUGUGGAAAAGCCAGGUGAUCUAGAAGUGGGAGAAAUAGAAGAGGUCGCGACGCUGAACAGUUUGGCGACAAAACUGAUCCGCAAAUUUAGGGACAUGGCCGAGAGAAAUCGCCCUUUGUGGGCGUAAGAUGAACAACGUGUUAUUUUUGAAGGAGGAGGGUCUUUCUCGGCUGUCGUUGUCUGCAACGGCAUUUUACGGAAAUCAAGCCCUCUCCUAGCAAUGAUGUUGUAAUGAUACGACAUGACGCCGGCUCGUCAAGAUUGAACACAGCUUCGAUUUAUCUGCUUCGAUUUAUGAAAGUCAACAGACAAUGAGUCAAUGAAUUUUCCUAGGUAGAAGCAGGUACCGCGACUAUAUCAAUGAUACCAAUCUUCUUCACCAUCGCUCUUUCUUUGUGCCCCUAGCUUUUCCUCCGACCUUCAUGCGAGAUGAAACAUAUGUAGAAAAAGUUUUACCGAUAUGUACUUUGGUAGAGCUAAGUUCGUCUACGCCGGUCCCCCGAUCGACCGCGUCGUCGGCAUUGGGGCAGAGAGUAUAUAAAGAAAAAAGAUGGAAAGCACUUGUAUUGCUAUAAAAGAGGCACCAUGUUGACAUGACAUGAAGCCUCCUGGCCCAGCCAAACCCCUGAAAAACCGAACACCCAAAUGAAAUCCCGACCUGACGAACUUGUUAACCUUAAUGAUCCGCUAUAAUGACUUUUUCACUCAAGGAGAACAAAAUGGUAUCGACUGCUUUGC
Amoebophrya sp. A25 is the source of this 4402-nucleotide messenger RNA. The record is from the annotation of a GenBank genome assembly. Lineage: Eukaryota; Dinophyceae; Syndiniales; Amoebophryaceae.